GAGGGCGAAGUCGCGCGCCUGCGCGAGUGCACCAAGGCUGCGGCGGUCGAGGUCUCCCGUCUCCGAGCGCAGGCGGCGGAGAAGGAGUACGAAGCGUCCCAGCUUGAGAAACAGAUCCGCCGCCUCGAGCGCAAGAUCGCUGCUUUGGAAAGCCCGAGCGCUUCCUGCGUGUCGCGAGGCUUUCUGAACACUGGCAGCAAAGCCGCAUCGGCUGCAGACAAGGCAGCCCCGACGCCUGCCAACCCGGCCGCCGCAAAGCCUGCGCAGCCGCGUGCCGGCGCUAUCAUCGAUUCCACAGGGCGGGAGGUGAACCCGCUGACGUUCUGGGGAGAGGAGAAGGAGCAGUCCAACCUUCUCUUGCGGGAUGCUGGCGCUGAGGCCUCCCUGAUGGCGGCGAUGCGUUCGCCACCGGAGACCAACGAUGCGUUCGACACCGCCAAGUACUCGCAGCUGUUAGUCGCCGGGCGCCGCGAGGAGGCCGAGGCAAUGAUCCAGACCGAGGGAGGUCCGAGCUUGGCCCAGAUGCAGCGGGAGCCUCUCGCGCUGUUGAGGAAGCAUCCCAGCAUGGACCCAAAUUGGAUCGAUAGCAGCUACCACAACUGCUCGCUUCUGCAGUGGGCUUGCUGCAUGGGCUAUGAGGAGGUGGCCAAAGAGCUACUGGCGCGCGGGGCCAACCCCAGCCAUGUCGGCAGCAAAGGGGUAUCCUGCCUCGCGGCCGCCUGUGCCCACAGCUCCGUUCCAUGUGUGGAACUUCUACUGGAGGCCCGGUGCAAUGUCAACGAGGUUGCGGACGACCGAGGACGGCAAUCGCUGAUGAUGUGGGCGGCUCGCAUCGACUAUGUGGACACGGAGGGAACCGCAGCGCCCAACCCUAUCCUGGAGCUGUUGCUGCGGCACCGAGGCGCCGUCGACCAGGUCGAUGACAGAGGGCAGACGGCCCUGAUGCAU
Symbiodinium sp. CCMP2456 is the source of this 948-nucleotide messenger RNA. The record is from the annotation of a GenBank genome assembly. Lineage: Eukaryota; Dinophyceae; Suessiales; Symbiodiniaceae.